AGACAGCUAUUAGAGCUCAUUGAAACCAAUACAAAAAAAUAUAUAUAUUUCUAAAAAAGUGAAUCAAAGAGCUCUAAUGGCUUCUAACAAUUUGCUGGUCAUCCUUGCCAUUGUGGCAGUUGUUCUUCCUUCAGUCACCAUGGCUACUGAUUAUUGGGUUGGUGAUUCUAACGGUUGGACCAAUGGCUAUGAUUACCAAACUUGGGCUAAGGAUAAAGUAUUCUAUGUUGGAGACAAACUAGUUUUUAACUACACUAUGGGAAAUCAUAACGUGUUCAAAGUAAACGCUACCGGCUUCAGCCAAUGCAUUAUCCCACCAUCAAAUGAGGCAUUGACCUCUGGACACGAUAUCAUUCCCCUUAUGGUCCCUGGAAAAAAAUGGUACAUUUGCGGUGUGGGGCAGCACUGUGCUCAGUUUGGCCAAAAGCUUGUCAUCAACGUGGAAAGCGGAGCUCCAGCACCGACCCCUGUGAAAAACUCUGCUCAUGGGAUACUAAUUUCUGGGUAUCCAUUUUUCAUGGCAGCAGUGUUAGCUGUGGCUGCCAUGGUUAUGGCUUGACUAAUAUGACAUUUAGGUCAUUUAGAUCAACAAAUUUUAUAUUGUUUUACGAAUAAGACAUAGAAGCUGUACUGGCUGUGGCUGUUGUGAUUGUGGCUUGACCAAUAAGACAUUUAGUCACUUUUAAUCAACUGAUUCUAUGUUGUCUAAGAAUAAGAUUCAAUUGAGUACAACACUAUUCACAAUCUUUUGUAGCUUUUUUACGUAUGCAUUUUGUAUACCUUUGUGAUGAAUUAAUUCUUAUAU
Messenger RNA from Camellia sinensis, 805 nucleotides. NCBI's taxonomy places the organism in Eukaryota, Viridiplantae, Streptophyta, Magnoliopsida, Ericales, Theaceae. The record is from RefSeq and is a predicted model, not a curated record.